AUGACGUCCACGACGGAACUCCGCCCAAUGUCUCCUAAUUCUGCGGUGGACUCGCAUGCCGGACCGGCUAUUAGCUCUGGAACACAAACGCCUGUCGGUCGACGAACGCUACCAGCUAUGGAAGCAGAUGGCUAUCGAUUGUUCUCCGACUUCAUAUCUUCAGACCCGCUACGGUCCACCACUAUAUUCCGCCGCUUUGAUCGCCUGGCUAUUCGCAACCUACUAUAUCUGGAGAGUGAGUUGGCAGCUUUAGAGAGCGAGGUGGAAAGAUUGGACUUGGAUAUGAUCCCCGAGACAAUGAUCAACCACCUUGGCGACUGGACUAUACUCAAAGCCGAGGCUGAGUACGCGGAAGAGGAUACUAGCGAGAAUAUACCCGAGGAAGAGGCCAAAAAGCAGGAAUUGAUGAUAGCACGCAUGCGGUUGGUCAAGAAGAUUAGAGUAAAGGUGAAGGAGUAUCAUGAAGCACUAAAGCUAAUGUGUGAGAUAUUCGCCCUCGAAAGACCCGAACGCGACGAUAUCGAGACAAAUGGUCGUAUCUUCGUACAACCGGAUGAGGAUGACUACGAUCACGAUCACUGGGAAGCCAAAGCAGAUUCGCACGCCAUCAUCCAAGGUGCCAUGGCUCUGCAUCUCUGCAAGAAAAAUCGGAAAGACCUUUGCACGCUGGCACCACAAGUAGAGCGGGACCCUCUUACCCGGCUCGUGGAGAGCAAGCACCAACUCCGCAGCAUGAUAAAAGAUAAGACCACGGGUAUGAUCAGCCUAUCCAAGUGGAAACGCAUGAAUAAAGUCAUCACAUGGAUCAGCGUAUGCUUGGUGGUAGUUUGGCUCGUUGGUGCCAUUGUCGGUCUGUACUGCUGGAGAUCCGACACGGGACGCUUAAUCUUGCUCAGUGUCCUCACGCUAGGCUUCGCCUUCUCAAUCCUCUGGGUGACUACAGCACGACGACACGACAUCUUUGCAUCUACGGCUGCGUAUGCUGCUGUGCUUGUCGUAUUCAUCGGAAGCACACUUGACACUGCUGGGUCGAAGGGUACGACCAGCGCCAAAUCGAGUAAAACACGGUUGUCAAGGAGCCUGGAGCCCACACGGACAUAUCUUGCUUCUGGCUUUGAUAUUGGACAGGCUUCAGAUAGGACAUAUGCUAUCACUAUGAUGGGCGGCAUGUUUAUGGUGGCGGGUGUAUUACUCUGUGCUAUAUUGUUGCUGCAAGUGAGAAGGAGAGGCCAUAUCAGGCUAUAG
This is a messenger RNA of Aureobasidium pullulans EXF-150, 1245 nucleotides long. RefSeq lists its product as uncharacterized. The transcript is spliced from 2 exons. The coding region runs from base 1 to 1245 and encodes 414 amino acids. NCBI's taxonomy places the organism in Eukaryota, Fungi, Ascomycota, Dothideomycetes, Dothideales, Saccotheciaceae. The record is from RefSeq and is a predicted model, not a curated record.